AUGUUGUUCUUGAGGCAAACCACCCCCAAGACGCGAGCCUUGCAAAGAUGCACGCUGAUUGCGCCACCUAUUACCGUCCUUGGAAGCGUCAAGCCAGCGUCUUCACGCCAUAGCAUCUCGAGAUGCUUCUCCACGUCCAGACCAGAACCCCAGGCCACCCAGGACGGCGCGCUGAAGGGACUCAGGGUGUUGGAUCUGUCGCGGGUCCUGGCUGCCCCCUUUUGCACGCAGAUUCUCGCCGACUACGGCGCUAACAUCAUAAAGAUCGAGGCCCUGAUGAAAGGAGAUGACACGAGACAUUGGAUGAUGCCAGGAGAGCCUGCCAAGUGGAAGCCCGAAGCAGGGCCGAUGUCCAACUACUUCUCCUCGGUCAACCGAAAUAAGAGAUCCGUCACGUUGAAUCUCAAAAAGGCCAAAGGCAAAGCCAUUCUGCUUGACCUCGCCAAGCAGGCAGACGUCGUCGUCGAGAACUUUAAGCCCGGAACAAUGGACCGCCUCGGGCUGGGCUAUGAACGGCUCAGGGAGCAUAACCCAGGUCUUGUGUACGCAAGUCUCUCAGGAUACGGGACCACGGGGCCUUACGCCAACCGCGGUGGAUACGACCCCAUUGCUGGAGCUGAAGCUGGUCUUUUACACGUCACGGGCGAGCGAGACGGGCCCCCCGUUCGGCCAGGCAUCGGCAUGGUAGACAUGGCCACCGGCCUGUACAUGCAUGGUGCAAUACUGGCAGCACUGCACGCGAGGGGGCAGAGUGGCAAGGGACAGCGUGUUGAUGGCUCCCUGUUUGAGACGCAAAUCAGCCUAUUGACCAAUGUUGGCCUCUCGUGGCUGAACCUUGGCAUUGAGGCAGAACGGUGGGGAUGCCAGCAUCCGAGCAUCGUGCCCUAUGAUGCCUUCAAGACAAAGGACCUGCAUCUGGUCUGCGGGGCCACAAACGAUGCUCAGUUCGCCGACCUGUGCAGGCUAGUCGGGCUUGAAUCGCUAAUUACAGACGAGCGCUUCUCGACGAAUCCCAAACGCGUCGAGAAUCGCGAGCUGCUGAGACCCAUCUUCGACGCCGAGUUCAAGAAGAGAUCGACAGCUGAGUGGAUGACCAAGUUUGAGGGUACAGGUUUGCCCUUCGCACCCAUCAACAACAUGGAGAGGACCUUUUCCCAUCCUCAGGCAGAAGCCCGGGAUAUGAUUGCCAGUGUUCCCCUUGAUGCCGCCGAGGCUGGCCACAUCCGCCUGAUCGGACCGGCUGUCAAGUUUAGCGAGACCAAGCCUGCCAUCAGAAGCGUGCCUCCCUGUCUGGGACAGGACACGGACCAAGUCCUGUCUGAGCUUGGGAUUAACGAGCAAGAGAGAGCGAAGUUAAGGGAAGAGGGGAUAGUAUAG
Messenger RNA from Fusarium falciforme, 1377 nucleotides. RefSeq lists its product as hypothetical. The record is from RefSeq and is a predicted model, not a curated record. Bases 1 to 1377 code for a protein of 458 amino acids. The transcript has 5 exons. NCBI's taxonomy places the organism in Eukaryota, Fungi, Ascomycota, Sordariomycetes, Hypocreales, Nectriaceae. Gene Ontology annotation, molecular function: catalytic activity.